AUGUUAAGUCAAGCCACAUGUGUAUUCUGUAUUCUCCGUCCGUUCCAGAAUGCAGGACCGGUUAUUACACGGACAGAGGAAACUGUGUACAGUGUGCAACAGGUUGUAAGCCGGGAACUUGUGAACGUGACACCGGGAGCUGUACAUGUAAAGCUGGGUGGACAGGACCCAGAUGUGCCACACAAUGCAGGACCGGCUAUUACACGGACAGAGGAAACUGUGUACAGUGUGCAACAGGUUGUAAGCCGGGAACUUGUGAACGUGACACCGGGAGCUGUACAUGUAAAGCUGGGUGGACAGGACCCAGAUGUGCCACACAGUGUCCUAUCGGCUACUACGGUGCCAACUGUGCUUCGACAUGUUCCCCUGGAUGUGUUUCAUCUCCGUGUGAUCGGGAAACCGGAAGGUGUAGAGAAGGUUACUGUAAACUUGGCUGGGCGCUCGGGUCUAAUUACAGGUGUGACACUCUCCUUCUGUGACUCUGGUGCCAUCUCCUCCUCCUCGGUGUCGAGUAUCUCCUCAACUAUCUAUGAAUGCAGAGACAGAUUUUACGUAGACGGACAAGUCUGUACCCUGUGUGGAUCUGGGUGUGACGGAGAGUGUGACAAGACUAACGGCCUCUGUGAUUGUCAAACUGGCUGGACGGGAACUCACUGCAACAAAUGCAGCGCUAACUAUUACAUGGACAUGGGACACUGUGUAGAGUGUGGAACAGGUUGUAAGCCGGGAACCUGUGUGCAUGACACCGGGGAGUGUAGAUGUAAAGCCGGGUGGACAGGAGACAGCUGUGCUACACCUUGUGUUGCUGGGACAUACGGACACAGCUGUGGAAAGACGUGUAACGAGGGAUGUAAACCAGGGUCGUGCGACCACGUGAACGGUGACUGUGACUGUAAUGAUGGAUGGACAGGUCGGCAAUGUCAAAACAUCUGUUCCCCUUGGACAUACGGAGAGAACUGCCAGCAGGACUGCUCCAUGGGAUGUGUCAACCAGACUUGUGACAGAACCACUGGGCGUUGUGACGUGUGUCUAGAUGGAUGGGAACACGAGGACCUGAACAUAACGAGAUGCGACAAAGAGUGCGACAAUGGAAGGUAUGGCGAAAAGUGUAAGGAAGAUUGCAACAUCCACUGUAUCAAUGCCACGUGUCACCAUGUGAAUGGCUCCUGUACUCAUGGCUGUCUGAACGGAAGAAGCGGAGAGUAUUGUGCAGUUUUUGAAGCCGGCCCCCAGAAUGUAAAUCUCAUCGUUGGACUCCUUCUCUUUCUAAUCGUCAUGAUCGCACUUGUCAUGUGUGUUGUUUUCUUUAGAGAGCCGUUGAGAAGAUUUAGGGACAAAAAGAUUGAAGAAAGGAGUGCUAACGGGAUGAACCUACCUAUGGCAGCCCGUGGAGGCCAAGAUGCAUCGGAACAUGUGGCCGCCAACGACGAAGACGAGGCUAUCUAUGUCAAUGUCCCGAGUAGUGUUCCAGUGGCAGUCAGUGCCUUCAAGGAAUUCGUUGCCAGGAAGAAAGCCACAAAGGAAAUCUUGGUGAAAGAGUAUGCUGAACUCCCUAAAGGCCUGACGGCUAUUCACGACAAAGCAGUGACGCAAGUGAACAGCCCGAAGAAUAGAUUUAAAGGAAUUUACCCGUAUAACCACUGUCUGGUAGUUCUGAAAGGGAAUGGUGGCAGCAGUGGCUACAUAAACGCCAGCUAUAUCGAUGGACGAACAAGGGGAAAACAGUACAUCGCAACACAGGGUCCUCUGCCUAACACUGUUGUGGACUUCUGGAAGAUGAUUUGGCAAGAACAGGCUCCUGUCAUUGUCAUGCUGGCCAAUAUCACGGAAGAUGGGAGGAGACGCUGUGAGCCGUACUGGCCCAAUGAACAAGGAGAGGACACCAAGACGUUCGGCCCCUGGAAGAUUACAGUGGCUGACUCCUGUCCUCUGGCUGACUUCACCAUCAGAACACUCACGAUAAAGAAGGGAGGCAUGCAGAGGACGGUGAAACAUGUUCACUACAUGGUGUGGCCUGACAAGGAUGUGCCAGACAACACCAUGUCUCUGGUGGAACUCAGGAACAAAGUCAGGACCUUCUGUGACUUCGCCCAAGGACCCAUGGUCGUACACUGCAGUGCUGGUGUGGGCAGAACAGGAACCUUGAUUGCUCUGGACUCCCUGAUAGAAGACGCAGAGACCCGAAACAUGGUGGACAUCUACGGCUGUGUCUGGCGACUCAGGAACUGCAGAGUCAGUAUGGUACAGACACAGUCCCAGUAUGUGUUCCUCCAUGACUGCCUCCUGGACGCUCUGUGCCAUACAGUCCUCUCCACACCCGCCAGUCUCUAUGGCAUCGCUCAUCAACAGCUAAAGAAGAACUCCAACCUUGCUGUUGCCUAUCAGAAACUCUGCGAGUGCCCUGAGACUGACCAUGUGAGUGACGCUGCCAGGGACCUCGAGAACAUCGGCAAAAACAGAAACAAGGACAUUCUUCCUGGAGACAAGCAUCGCGCUACUCUGUCAACACGCGAAGCAGGGGGCACCGACUACAUCAAUGCAGUCAUCGCUCCGUCCUAUGAGAAGCGACGCGCGUUCAUCCUCACUCAAAUCCCCCUGACGUCCACAGUUGUUGACUUCUGGCGUCUCGUCCACGACUAUGACGUCCGUGGCAUCGUCCUGCUGGAGAACUACACCGACAUGGACGCGAAGUGUGGCAUGUUCUGGGCCAAAGACAAAAAGCCGACCAAGUUUGGUCCCUUCAGCGUUAGUGAAGGGAAGAUUGAGGAACAUACCGGCUUUACUAUGGAGAAAAUCUGUUACAGCCAAGAGAACGAUGAAAGGGAGGUAACCGUGUUCCGUUCUCCCGCCUGGCCUAAGAAGAGUUCACUUCCGGAAUCACCAUCUAGCCUCCUCAGCUUGAUCGACUUCCUCAGACAGUGGAACGCUGGUGCUCCUUCACCCCUUCUAGUUGUCUGCAGGGACGGAGCCACCAGAAGCGGUCUCUUCUGUGUUAUUGCCAGCGCAGUGCAGCGCCUGCUGUUGGAAAAGGAAGUCGCCCUCCAGCAGACGAUACGCAGCAUACGUUUUGUCCGGAAACAAGUUAUUCCCAACCUGGAACAAUUUGAAUUCUGCUAUGACUCUGUGAAGGCCUACAUGGACAGUUUCCAGGAAUACUCAAACUUUGCUUGA
This is a messenger RNA of Haliotis rubra (blacklip abalone), 3171 nucleotides long. Its product is annotated as receptor-type tyrosine-protein phosphatase epsilon-like. Bases 1 to 3171 code for a protein of 1056 amino acids. Gene Ontology annotation, molecular function: protein tyrosine phosphatase activity. Gene Ontology annotation, biological process: protein dephosphorylation. The record is from RefSeq and is a predicted model, not a curated record. Lineage: Eukaryota; Metazoa; Mollusca; Gastropoda; Lepetellida; Haliotidae. The transcript is spliced from 27 exons.